GCGCAAGUGCAACCCCUCGCCGCCUCGACCGCCAACAUGGCAUCGGAGGAGGACAAUGCUCAGCUCAUUGCUGCACAGGCGCACGAGGCCUUUGAAAAGCACGAAUAUGACCGCUGCCUCAAGCUCACCGAGCAACUCGAGCAAGCUUACAAGGGCAAACCCGUGCAACUUCUCAAGCUUGAGCUCAACCGAGCCGUCGCUGCCUUUGCGCGCAACCCGCAAGGCGAUGAUACUAAACUGAUCGAGGCCCUUAAAGAUCUGGAUACUAAGGCUCAAGCCGCCGAGUCGGAGACAGGCAAGGACUUGCGCGAUCUCCGUGGCCUCAUCGCCUACAACGAAAGCGUACUACAUCAAAGGGCAUAAGCGGUUUGAUCAAGCCCAGACCCGCCUCGCUACCGUGGCCCCAGACGUCCGCCUCGCCGACGAGACAACCACUGCACUGCGCGCGAUGCUUUUGAUCGACAUUCUCAUUCAACAGGGCCAGCCGGAACAAGCACGACAGGCUCUGGCCCAACUUGAAGCCGCACUACGUCCCAACGACGGUGAUGAAUCUGCGACGAGCAAAGGCAACACCUCCUCUGGACCCGAGACAACUGAUGCGGGCACUGACCUUGCCACGGGCACUGUGGACCAGGACUUGGAGGCACUGCAUAACAAACUCUCCCAGCUCCGCGCACGCCUGCACCUCUUGACCCGCAACAUGAAAGCGUGUAAACGUGAGAUCAAGGCAACCCUGAACAGUCAGACCAAGAACAUCACGGCCCUGGUCUUGCGGGCCUCGUACGAAUAUCUGCGAGGCAAUUGCCGCAAAGCCAUCAAAUUGCUCAACUCGUGGCCCGUUAAAGAUCUGGAGGCGGCGCGUCUUGAUGAGCUUGGCAUCACGUAUUACAACAACAUGGGUUGUGUCCACCUCAAGAUGGGCAAGCCUUCGUUGGCACACCUAUAUUUUGCACAGAGUCAGGACGCGCACCGGCAACGGCAAGCAGCAAACCCACCUCUCCAACCACACGAAGACCAUCGCGCUGAACUCGUUUUUAACGAAGGACUUGCCCUCUUCCAGCUGCAUCAAUAUAUGGCUGCUCACGAGCGCUUUACCAUGGUAACGCCGUGGCGUGCCUCAUCCCCUCACCACUGGGUGCGGUUGGCUGAAUGUUGUAUCCAUGCCUGCUGUGAGGCCACACGUGCAAGGGCUGCGCCCACGGGUAACACAAUGGUGGGUGCUGCUGAUCACCGCAAGCUCCUCCACCAGCCUUUUGAGCCAGCACGUCUGGCUGAAGCAUCAGACGAGCUGUCGCUAGACAAUGCCGCCAGCCACCUCACUUGGGCGCUGCACCUGGCCACUGAGCUCCAGAAUAGUUUGGCAAACAAAGAUGAGCCGAAAAUGCCGGCAGCGUAUACUUUAGGCACACUACAAGGGCCUUUGGAUGCGGGCGAGCUGACCCGACUCAUUCUCCAUGGGCAGCUAGAGAUAGAGCGAGAGGGAGUGUGUCUCUUAUCUCUGUCUCUGUCUCUGUCUCUGUCUCUGUCUCUGUCUCUGUCUCUGUCUCUGUCUCUGUCUCUGUCUCUGUCUCUGUCUCUGUCUCUGUCUCUGCCUCUGCCUCUGUCUCUGUCUCUGUCUCUGUCUCUGUCUCUGUCUCUGUCUCUGUCUCUGUGUGUGCCUCGGUAUGCAUGCAACGAUUUCAUCCACAUCCACAUGCUCUUGGCCUUUGUGGCAGUGGAGGCUGGCAACUACAUGGAUGCCGUGUCACAUGGUCGGCAAGUGCUCGAGGCGGAUGGUGCUUCAAGCGCCGUAAAAGCCCAUGCCCAUCUCUACAUGGCUCAAGCUCUAGCGCAAGCAGAUCGGCUAGAGGAGGCUCUUGCACACGUGGAUCCGGAAAGGCUUGGUGCGUUGCACGCGGAAUCCACGAAAUUGGCUGCCGAUGAGCACGAUGAUGACGGUGGCGACACCGCUGCUCAUGCGACGGGCAGCCAGGAGCAAGCGUACACUGUCCAAUCAGAGUUCCCGGCCCAAGCUCUCCUUAGCCUGGCGGCCGUUCACUGCCGGCAACAGGCCUACACGACAGCGCUGACGUGCGUACAAAAGGCCAUGGCCCAAAUCACCACACCAGCCACUCUGAACCACGCCGUCGGCUUGCUGGUGCAUUGCCAUUUGGCCCUUGACAAGCCUGAUGAGGCCCUGCGUGUGGCCCGCCACCAUCUGAUGGGUGGUGAACCAGUCAUUUACCCCUGAGCUUCUCCGACUAACAGUACAGCCUGAUUCUCUUUCCGUGUCCCCUCUUCCUUUGCAAUAAUUACGACGAUGAACCGUGGUUGCCCGACCCAUUUUGUGAGCAAGGUUCUGUGCACCCCCUGGUUAAAUUUGAGCAGAGUGCCUU
This is a messenger RNA of Monosiga brevicollis MX1, 2375 nucleotides long. RefSeq lists its product as uncharacterized. The record is from RefSeq and is a predicted model, not a curated record. The transcript is spliced from 16 exons. The coding region runs from base 449 to 2230 and encodes 593 amino acids. Gene Ontology annotation, molecular function: protein binding. Gene Ontology annotation, cellular component: CCR4-NOT complex. NCBI's taxonomy places the organism in Eukaryota, Choanoflagellata, Craspedida, Salpingoecidae. Gene Ontology annotation, biological process: mRNA catabolic process; negative regulation of translation.